Pyricularia grisea is the source of this 1440-nucleotide messenger RNA. RefSeq lists its product as uncharacterized. Gene Ontology annotation, molecular function: FAD binding. Gene Ontology annotation, biological process: secondary metabolite biosynthetic process. Bases 1 to 1440 code for a protein of 479 amino acids. The transcript has a single exon. Lineage: Eukaryota; Fungi; Ascomycota; Sordariomycetes; Magnaporthales; Pyriculariaceae. The record is from RefSeq and is a predicted model, not a curated record.
AUGUCUCCCCCAGUGGAUUUCAACAACGACACUGACAAGCCGCAUGAAUUCCAAGUGGCCGUGGUCGGAGGCGGAAUAGUCGGCCUGGCAAUCACAUGCGGCCUCUUGCGUCGCGGAAUACAAGUCAAGGUUUACGAACAGGCCCGUGCCAUCGGCGCCGUCGGCGCAGGGAUUGCCUUCACCGCCUGUGCGCAGCGCUGCAUGGAGCGGCUGGACCCGGCCAUCGCCAAGGCCUUCUGGAGCGCCGGCGCCGUGCCGCUGUCGAGCGCAGCCGGCUCCGACGACCCCAACGACUACCUUCGCUGGGUCGAUGGUUUCAACUCGCACCCCGGCCGUGACCCCCGGUGGCAGGAGCAGCUGUAUGAGCUCAGUGCUGGCGUCAAGGGUUUCGUGGCUGUGAGGAGGGAUGAGUUUGCUGCUCAGAUGGUGAAGCUGCUCCCGUCGGGGGCGGUUGAGUUGCAGAAGCGGCUGGAGGAUAUUGUUGAUGAGGUUUCUGACCAGGAGGGAAGAAGGACAGGCAGGAAAGUACUGGUGUUUGGGGAUGGCUCAAGGGUCACGGUUGAUGCGGUCAUAGGCUGCGAUGGAGUCAAGUCAAAGGUUCGAGAGGUCAUGUUCGGAAAGGAAAACCCGGCCUCAUACCCCACCUACACACACAUUGCCGCCUACCGGGCCGUGAUCCCCAUGGACACGGCCAUCAGAAUCUUGGGAGAGCGCAGGGCAAAGACGUUCAACAACCACCUCGGCCCCGGAGGUAACCUCUUGCACUACGCCGUCUCCAACCAGACGCUGGUCAGCAUGACGGUUUUCGUAUCGGACCCCAACGAGUGGCCCGACCACCGGCAGCUGACCUGCAACGACGGCUCCAAGGCUCACCUGUUGCGAGUCUUUGCCCGCUUCAACCCCACAGUCGUGGACCUCAUCAGACAACUACCCGACGAGACCCUGCCUAGGUGGGGCAUAUUCGACCUCGCCGAAUACCCCCUGUCGGCCUUCAACAGCGGCCGCGUGGUCCUGGCCGGAGACGCCGCCCACGCCAGCGCACCCCAGCACGGCGCGGGGGCCGGCAUAGGCAUGGAGGAUGCACUGUGCCUGGUGACGCUGCUGGAGCGCGUGCGGAAGCAGCAGCAGCAGCAGCAGCAGCACGCGGCGGCACUGGAGGCGGCCUUUGCGAGCUACGACGCCGUCCGGCGCACGCGGUGCCAGUGGUUCGUCAACAGCAGCCGGCGCAUCACGGAUCUGCACCAGCAGCGCGAAUGGGGGGACCCGGCGAGGCUUCUCAAGGCAAAGUCGUGCUUUGAGGAGAUUAGGGAUCGCUCGCACAAGAUUUGGCACUUUGACUACGAGGGUAUGGUGGAGGAGGCGAGUGUGACGUAUCUAGAGCUUCUCUCGGGCCAGCGUACGUCUCGCUUUGUGACGAGCAAGGUUAAAGCCCGUCUGUGA